AUGAAGCCGCAGUUGGGGAAUUCACAUCCUCCUCAGGGAGGUAUGUGUUCAAAUUCCUAUACUGGUGAAUAUGGCAAUGUGGAGUAUUCCCAACGGAUUAUGUUUCCGCCAACCUACUUUAAUGCGGAAACUCCACAACCCGAUGUAACUAGGAAACCUGCUUGUGUUUCGAAUUGUGUGCCGGCUACUUCUCGUGAGCAGCGCUAUUCUGAAGUACCUGAUGCUGCAAAAUCAUUGCACCACCGGUCUGAAUCUAUUCCACAGUACCAACUCGCGUCUAUGUGUCCUCCAACAAAUAAUAUGUCACCAUUCAGCCAUUCAAAGCGGUAUGCCAUGUUUCCGCCUACCGCGUAUUCUCAUAAGCUCGUUCGGCCUACAGCGGUCCGACCGAGUGUGAAGUCUUCGGUAGAGGAGUUGGUAAUUCAGCAACUCCAAAGAAACGAGAUGGAUGGCAUUCUAGUCGAAGCUCAUCCUCCUCCUGCGAGAGCCCCCAAUAACUAUGCCGCUUGCCUCAUUCCCCCUUAUUCUGUUUGGAGCGUGGACGAUGUCGACCUCAUCUUAUUCGCCAUGUACCGUGUUCUUCUGCAGUCGCGUCCAGACGCACCGAACGACAUGGUGAUCCAGAUCCCUUUAACCUGCAGCACCCUGCUCCCCUCUCUGCUCCAGCAUUUCAUUCCCAGUUUGCUCCAAGACGGAAACGCAGUCAAACAAGCAAUGAAACAACUCGUUUACUCACGGCAACAAGUCGAUCUCGACGCCACACCGUUUCUUCUCCCCGAAGUGAUUCGCACUUGUACCCUUCUCGCGGCAGUCCGCUCACCCCCAGUGCAAGGAGGCAACGAAUUCGACCGCGGCCGCUUGCUCUACGUUUUAAUCCGCGAGCUGGACACGCCGAACCUCAAGAAAGAAUUCUACUUGAAGGUCUUUCUGCGCUGUCUGUUCUUCGUGUUCGGCGACGCGCGCGAAGCCUUCGCCCGCGCUUUUUCCCUUUUCUUCGAGGAGCAGGUCGAGCGUUGCCGCGCCUUCGAGCAGUCCUGUCGCAUCGGCGAGCUCUCGCAGCUCGUCAUCCUCGCGCGCAGCUCCCCGUCCGCCGAAUCGGCGAGCGCCGACCGCGCGGGGAGCCGCGUCUUCGCGUACCACCGACAGCUCGACUUUUUCCUGGAGUUCUGUGCGCGGAACUUCAUCCGUCCCUUCCCUCCACGCCUCUUCCACUCGAUUCUCCGCCUCUUCCGCACGUCCAUCAUCCUCUCCUCGUUCAACUCCGUCUCCAAGUUCCUCUACACCGUGGUGCUGACGCAGCCCGAGCUCGCAGCCACCGUCGCGCGUUUCUUCGUUCGAUCCUGGCCAUGGACGGACUCCUCGCGCGAGGUCUUGUAUCUCCGGCAAGUCGAAUGCACGUUUCUCGUCGUUCCGGAGAACCAGCAGCUCAAGUUCUUCGCGCUGCUGUUUCCGAGGAUUCGCGCGGCGCUGCAGUCGCCGAAUCGCUUCGUCUCGCUGCAGUGUAUUCAGUUUUUGAGCCGGGUGGAGCAGAGCCAUCUGUAUAUUUUGUCGAAUAAAAUGAUCCAGCAAUUGACCGAGGUUUUACAGUCGCUGCAGGCGCAUUGGUGUGAGACGAUAAGGCAGACGGCGAACUCGUGUAUGAAGUCCUUGCUCUUAAAAGCGGAGCUACGAUCAUCUUCUUCUUCGGGAGAGUUCCGAAGUCGCUGUGAAGCGUUCACAAAUUAAAUGGAAGGAGUUUAUAGGUGUCUUCUCCCUU
Molecule: messenger RNA, 1756 nt
Organism: Blastocystis hominis
Lineage: Eukaryota; Bigyra; Opalinata; Blastocystidae
Exons: 5
Coding region: 1-1725 (574 amino acids)
Biological process (GO): signal transduction
Cellular component (GO): protein phosphatase type 2A complex
Molecular function (GO): protein phosphatase regulator activity
Source: RefSeq, a predicted model, not a curated record